GCACCAGCGACGCAGCGGACACUGGUGAAACAGCCGCAGCGGACUGCGAAGCACAGGGAGACGGGCUCAGCCCUGAGGACGUCCGCGCGCUCGCCGCUGAGCUGCAGGAUCUUGGCGCCUCAGUGCGCGACAGCCUGCUGGCGCGUGGCCUGAUAGGUGAACGUGGCGCCGCCGUGCUCGACGCCUACGCCGACUUCCAGCGGCGCGCCAACGCCUUCUUGGCCGACGGCUGCGCCGCGGUCGCCGCUGACGCCGGGGGCGCGCGCCCGGUUGGGGAAAGCGACGACGGCGGUGCGGCCCUCCGCUUGGUCGUGGAACUCAAGCAGGAGCUUGAAAAGGCAGGCCUGGCGUUGGUGGCGCCAUCCUGCUCCACGACCCGCUGA
Messenger RNA from Monoraphidium neglectum, 383 nucleotides. RefSeq lists its product as hypothetical. The record is from RefSeq and is a predicted model, not a curated record. Lineage: Eukaryota; Viridiplantae; Chlorophyta; Chlorophyceae; Sphaeropleales; Selenastraceae. The transcript has a single exon. The annotation marks the transcript as partial.